AUGGCUCUGAGUCCAAGGGCUAGUCUGGUCCUCUGUGAAGACCCGAAGAUGACACCCAGUCUCAACUCCACCGGGGCCCCAGGUUUAGGCUCUGGCACCACCUCUGGGCCAAACCCAGACACAGAUGCUGUUCCUAUCUUAGAUCUGCCCCUGAGUCCUGGCUUGGCUCUUGUUCCAGACCUUACUCCCAUUCUGAGUCCUGCCUCCGAGGAAGCCCCUGGCCGGGGGUCUCCUAACGCCCCCAGGCCUGACGGCAGCAGGGCCGUGGCUCCAGCCUCCCUCCAGAUCACCGCUUCCCAGGCUGGCGAAGCCCUGGGCCUGGAGUUGAAUCGUAUCUCAACGCCUAACUCACAGGGGGCCCCACCUCCAGCCUCAAACCUCGUUCCGAGCCCAGGCUCUACCGAGACCCAGGGUCUGAGCGUGGACAACCACUCUGGGGAGGCCUUCCACUCCCACUCAAGCAAGAAUUUUGAUUUGGGUCAGAGUAACUCCAACCCUUCCAGGCCUGAAUCAAACCCAUUUAUAAGGUCCUAUUCAAGAGAAACCCUAGUUCUGGGCAACUCCAUCUCCAGGCCAUGCUCAAAACCGCUCCUUAUUCCAGCCUCAAACUCUCCUCUGGAUUCCAACUCCGAACACCUGCUCGGUGUGGGCUCCAGAGCCAUCUCCAAGCUGGACCUAAAUGGGGCUCCAGGUUCUUGUGGGACCCUAGUCCCAAACACCAAUGAGAUCAUCACUUCGGCUUCACAUAACAUCUCUAGGUCUGUUUCAGAAGGAGCCUUUGGUGCAGCCUGGAACAGCAGUUCCAAGGGAACCAUCAAUAUGGCUUUAAAUAGUAACGCCAGGGCUAAUUCGAACAUGACCAUCACUCAGGCCGCACGCUUGACCCUGAUUCCGGGCUUGAACGACAAUAUUAGCUUGCACUCCAGGGCCCGGGGAUCCAACUCCGCCCUUUCUCCACCCUCGUACAUGACCCUAAUACUGGGCUCCAAGGAAACUCUGAGCCUGGGCUCUAGCCUCAUCUUCAGCGACACAUCCACCCUGACACUGAGCAGCCAGCAGGAUUAUUCUGAGGACAACACCAUCCACACGGUGCCCCUGGAGGAGCAUCAGCAGAGCUGGAGCAAGGUGGCCAGUGCUGAGAUGGGCCAGUUCCAGCUGGUGGUCUCCACUUGCGACACCCCAGACAGGGACACCACAGCCUUCCAACUUGUCCCUGAGGGAACCUUCGGUGAACUGACCCCAUGCCUGGUGAAUGUGCCAGGGAAGAGAGAGGAUGGCAACAAAAUGACUCUGGUCAAGAAUGUCAUCGCUCUCCAGAAGGACCAGGAUAUGCCAGAAAAUGAAGGAGAGAAGAAGACCAUGAUGAAGAAGAUGAUGAGGCAGAUCCAGGAGGAGCCGCUGGAUUUCCUGUCCAGCUCCACUCGCCAGCAGGCCAUGAUCACCAUGACUCAGCUAAGUCACUCCCAGCCCAUCCUGGGUGUUCAGGAAAGGUUCGAGCUGGUGAACACGUGUGUGAAGAGUGUGUUCUCCCUGCCCCCUGUGCAGGUCAUGCAGGAGAAAGACAAGGCCAAGGCUGAGAAAAUACAGAUACUUUAUGAUCAGACCUUGGAUGCCCUGCAGAAGCUGCUCAAUGCUCUCUUUGUUGAGGACCCCACUCCUGCUGGGCUGAAGAGCAUUUUGGAGCCGCUGGGGCCCUGGAUGAACUCUGGAAAGGCCCAUGAGCGAGCACGCGCUGUGAACAGCAAUGUCAGUGUAUUGAGCCACACGCUUCUCACCCUGCCUUUGUAUAUGCCUUCAGGAUUCCCGGCACUGGGGCUUCUGCUGGGGAGACUCACUCUUCGCGUCGGGGAUCCUGAUGAGAACAUUGGCCGGGAGGCUUUGGAUGGCAUCAUCAUCCUCUACACCAUCCUGGAGGUCCAAAAACGAGCCAGAGAUAAGAAAGAGAUCAACAAAAUGGAGCUGUAUGAGAGCAACAAGCGUUUCCUGGGGCCCUACAACCCUGUCAGCCCAUGCCAGAACAUUCUGCGUGUGAUCGCGGAAUUCGGAGACUUCCUGGGGCCCCAGCAGGUAAAGGACCUGUUGCUAGCAUCCCUGGAAGGACUGAAAGGGGGCUCGGAGGCUCAGGGGAAGGACUCGGGGGAGAUGAUGCAGCUGGCCUCGGAGGUCACGCUCAGCUCAGUGCUGGAGUGGUACCGGCACAGGGCGCUGGAGGUGAUCCCGGAGAUCAUGCAGGCCAUCUAUGUGCAGCUGGGCGACAUCCAGGAGCCCCGGGCCCGCGAGGUGGCCCUGCUGCCCAUCUCUCUCCUGGCCAGCUCCUUUAUGACCGAGGUCGUCGUGGCCCUGCUCAUGUGCCCGCUCCCACUGGACAGCAAUGGAGCAGAGAUGUGGAGGCAGCUGAUACUGCGCAAACCCGGCUGUGAUGUCCAAGACCUGCUGGACCUGCUCCUGGCCAGCCUGAAGGAGAAGCCGGUCUCCAAGAAGGGGAGGGCCUCCAUCGUGCCCCUGGCGGCAGCCAGCGGCCUGUGUGAGCUCCUGUCCGUCAACAGCUGCCUGGGCCGUGUCAGGCGCAUCUACCCGCAGCUGCUCCUGGCCCUGCUCAUCCAGGUCCAUUACCACAUCGGCCUCCACCUGCCUGGCUGCCUGGCUUCCCGAAUGGACAUCAAGAAGAACGCACAGCCCUCCGUCUUCAUACCUGUGUGUUGGGUGGUCAAAGUGGUGAAAACCCUGCUGCUGAAGAUGGGCUGCUCAUACGAGGCCACCCUUCUGGAUGACCAGGGCGGCUGGGAGCUCAUGGGGCAGGCGGAGAACCACCACCGAGGAGUGUCCAUGCUGGCAAGGGCCAUGGUGCACUACUCCUGCCAGGAGAUGUGCCGCAUCCUCUACCUGCUCAUCCCGCUCCUGGAGCGAGGCGACGAGAAGCACAAGGUCACCGCCACCGCCUUCUUCGUGGAGCUCCUCCAGAUGGAGCAGGUGCGGCGGAUCCCCGAGGAGUACUCUUUGGGGCGAAUGGCGGAAGGCCUGAACCACCACAACCCCGUCAUGAAGGUGCUGUCCAUCCGAGGCCUGGUCAUCCUGGCCCGCAGGACUGAGAAGACUGCCAAAGUGCAGGCGCUCAUACCCUCCAUGGUGAAGGGCCUGAAGAAUGUGGACGGGCUGCUGGUGAUGGAGGCGGGCCACAACCUCAAGACCAUCUUCAAGGGGCAGGACCGGAAGCUGAAUGACAGCUCGGUCUACGUGGACAUGCUGCAGGUCCUGCUGCCACACUUCAGUGACGCACGAGAGGAUGUGCGCUCCUCCUGCAUCAACCUGUAUGGCAAGGUGGUCCAGAAGCUGCGGUCACCCUGCACGCCUGCCCUGGAGGAGCAGCUGAUCAGCGCCUUGGUGCCCCUGCUGCUCACCAUGCAGGAGGGCAACACCAAAGUGGGCCAGUUCUGUGUGAAGACCCUGUUCCGCUGCUCUUGCUUCAUGGCUUGGGAGUUGCCAAAAAGAGCUUAUAGCAGGAAACCCUGGGACAGCCAGCAGCAGACGGUGACCAAAAUUUGCAACUACCUCGUGAACACCCAUCGAGACAGAGCCUUCAUCUUUCUCGGCCAGAGCCUGGAGUACGCCAAGAACCCCCGGGCCUCCAUCCGGAAGUGCUCAGUCAUGUUCAUAGGGUCCCUGGUCCCCUUCAUGGAAAGCAUAAUGACAGAAGAUCGUCUGAAUGAAGUUAAAACCGCUCUGGAGAACUUGAGACAUGACCCAGAAGCAUCAGUGUGCAUCUAUGCAGCCCAGGCCCAGGACAACAUCCUGGCCAACGGCUGGCGGAACUCCUGGCCACUGUCACAUGAGGACUCGUGGGUAUGUGACCCGGCCACCACACACCGCUGGAGCACUAGUUGUGAGAACCUGCCCACUACUCACCAGCGGCGCUCCUGGAUCAUGCAGGCCCUGGGCUCCUGGACAAUGUCCUUGAAGCAGUGA
Molecule: messenger RNA, 3963 nt
Organism: Molossus molossus (Pallas's mastiff bat)
Lineage: Eukaryota; Metazoa; Chordata; Mammalia; Chiroptera; Molossidae
Gene: MROH7
Product: maestro heat like repeat family member 7
Exons: 22
Coding region: 1-3963 (1320 amino acids)
Cellular component (GO): cytoplasm
Source: RefSeq, a predicted model, not a curated record